Molecule: messenger RNA, 1107 nt
Organism: Ananas comosus (pineapple)
Lineage: Eukaryota; Viridiplantae; Streptophyta; Magnoliopsida; Poales; Bromeliaceae
Exons: 2
Coding region: 261-914 (217 amino acids)
Source: RefSeq, a predicted model, not a curated record
CUUUAGUAGCAUCUGUGGUACAGAUUUGGUGGUGGUUAAUUAUUGAGUUGUUUUUAUGUCGCUUUCAACAUUAAAAUAAAAUACAACAAAUGAAAAAGUUUGGGUGGAUGGGGGUGUCCUGCAAAUUUUUAUUCUUUUUUCUUUUUUUACAAAUAUUCCAACCUUAGAUUCUCAAAUAAAAAAUGCUCAUACGGAUAAUAAUGAUAAAUAAAUAAAAGCAAUAAUAAUAAGGUAAUGAAUGGGAAAACCCAUCCGCAUCAAUGGGGGAUCGUUCUCGGCCGCUGAUCGUGGCGAUGAAGGGCCACCCGGGGACGGGCAAAUCCACGCUCGCCCGCGGCGCCGCCGCGGCGCUCCGCCUCCCCCUCCUGGACAAGGACGACGUCCGCGACUGUACCCUCCCCCUCCAACAAUCCCCAUCCCCAUCCCCAUCCCCAUCCCAAUCCCAAUCUCAAUCACAAACCCUAGGAGGGGGAGGGGGAGUGGGCGCCGCAUCCCUGAACGAGCUCUCGUACGCGGUGCUGUGGCGCGUCGCCGAGACCCAGCUCCGCCUCGGCCUCUCCGUCGUCGUCGACUCCCCGCUCUCCCGCGCCACCCACCUCGCCGCGCUGCGCCGCGCCGCCGCGCGCUGCGGCGGCGCCCGCAUCGCGAUCGUCGAGUGCCGCCCCGGGCGCGAGCUCGAGUGGCGGCGCCGCCUCGAGGAGCGCGGCGCCGCCGCCGCCUCAGGAGGAGGAGGAGAGGGGUGGCACAAGCCGAGGACGUGGGGGGAGCUGAGGAGUCUGGUGGAGGCGUACGAGGGGCGCGCGGAGUACGAGGUGGGCGACGACGUGGCGCGGCUCGUCGUCGACACCACCGAGGAAGGGGUCGCCGCCGACGAGAUGGUCGCUCGGGUUGUGGACUUUAUCCGCUCGCUGUAGCCCGUGGACCCGCCCUACCACGUUGUCCAUGAGCCCCAACUCCUUUAUUUCAUUUUAUUUUAUUUUAUUUUAUUUUAUUUUUUUCUGGGUUUAUGUAACUAUAAUGCUUUUUUAAUUCUCUGUGGCAUGAAGGUGUAUAGUCCAUUCUCUUUGAUAAGCCCAUAGAUAAAUCAACAGCAAAAUUAAGACUUAA